Messenger RNA from Hyposmocoma kahamanoa, 3569 nucleotides. RefSeq names its product double-strand-break repair protein rad21 homolog (gene vtd). Gene Ontology annotation, biological process: replication-born double-strand break repair via sister chromatid exchange; mitotic sister chromatid cohesion; synaptonemal complex assembly. The record is from RefSeq and is a predicted model, not a curated record. Gene Ontology annotation, cellular component: cohesin complex; synaptonemal complex. NCBI's taxonomy places the organism in Eukaryota, Metazoa, Arthropoda, Insecta, Lepidoptera, Cosmopterigidae. Gene Ontology annotation, molecular function: protein binding; chromatin binding. The coding region runs from base 276 to 3050 and encodes 924 amino acids. The transcript has 19 exons.
AGAAAUCAUAGUAAUCUCUGCACGCCAAAAUUACUGCGUUAAAUUUUUCUGGAGUGUUUCAAAGUCGCCGAAACAGAUUAGGCGCCAAAUUGCUCAGAGGCGUUACAUAUAUUAACUCUAAUGUUCCCGUAAAAAGCUUUGCUUUUAGUAUUGUGGACUUUGUUGUGGACUGUACAUAAGAUUGCAAAGUAACCGUUUUGUUACUUUACACGUCCUUAAUUGAAUUACAGGAUAAAGUUGAUGUAACUGGUGGUUGAAGUUAGUCAGGAAUCACCAUGUUUUACGCACAUUUUGUGCUGGCCAAGAAGGGUCCGCUGGCCAAAAUUUGGCUGGCGGCCCAUUGGGACAAGAAACUGACAAAGGCCCAUGUAUUCGAGACUAACAUUGAACAAUCUGUGGAUGGUAUCCUAAAGCCAAAAGUGAAAAUGGCGCUGCGGACGUCUGGUCACCUUCUGCUUGGUGUUGUGAGAAUUUAUUCGAGAAAGGCGAAGUAUCUACUGCAAGAUUGUAAUGAAGCUUUCGUGAAAAUAAAGAUGGCCUUCAGACCUGGCAUGGUAGAUUUACCGGAAGAGCAUAGAGAGGCAGCUAUGAAUGCUAUCACUUUGCCAGAGGUCUUCCACGACUUUGAUACAGCAAUGCCCGAGUUGAAUGAAGUGGACAUUGAGGCUCAGUUCUCGUUAAACCAGUCUAGGGCUGAGGAGAUCACAAUGCGUGAAGACUAUGGAUCAUUGAACUUGGUCACCCAUGAUGAUGGAUUUGGAGACAUGGGAUUUGAUACUGACAACCCUGAUAUUAUGCGAGAAGCUAUUGACAAUGAAGGGGGGUUGGAACAGAGUAACCUCCUGUUCGCGGAAGGGUCUUCCUUAGAACUUGGCGGAAAGGAAGCCGGUAUGCCAAGUACGAGCGCGGCAGGAGUGCCGGCGUUGACCGCGCCGCCUCACGAGCGCCGCAUGGAGGCCGCGCCACACGGGACAAUAGACGAUGGAUUUGGCGGCACUAUCACUGAUGUACCGGAUUUUGGACACGCUGGCGGUUUAUUCGAGGGCGAUCUGUUCGGUGAUGUGACCGCGGGCAGCUCUGGAGCCGGUGCCUCCGCGAUGCCUGGAACGUCUGCGCAGCCACAAUCGUUACAGGCUGAGAUCGCAGCAGCGGGUGUGGCUGCAGCAGCCGAGGAGGGUGACGCUGCGGCUGACGCACCAGACUCCGAUGACGAUAUGGGCGACCACUACGAUGCCGGCAAUUCGCCGCAGCACAGUUGGGGUGGCUCUCCUCCUCACGACCCUGGCUCUUCUCGGACGUUGGACGGGGCGGAUCUUAUGCCGCCACCCGCAGCUCCGCGACCGCCUUCAGUUAGACCUAUGGAGGUGGAUGACAUCGUUACUGGCCCGACGGAGAUGGCGGCCGAGCCUCUGCCGCCUCCACCGGCCGAUAAUACGACGUUGCUGCAGAACGAUGAAGAGUCCUUCGCUCUCGCGCCUGUCGACGCUACCGUCCUCAAAGGCAUAACAAAGACGAAACGCAAACGCAAACUAAUUGUAGACGAAGUGAAGAAUAUAUCUGGUGAAGAAAUGAAGAACCAGCUUAGCAAUACUUCUGACAUUGUCACUACAUUAGAUUUAGCACCGCCAACUCGUCGCCUAAUGCACUGGAAAGAGACGGGGGGUGUAGAAAAACUUUUCGCUUUACCCGCUCGCCCUAUACCCAGCAGAGUACUGUCUAAGAAGUACCAACGUAACAUGACACUCCGAAAUGAGGCUGAAGAAGGCGACGAUGAGGGCAAGAAGGCUGACGCUCCGGAACCCAUGCGCCGCGGCGGACGCAAACGGCGACAUGAAGAAGUUAUACACCCACCGGAAACCCCUGCUCCACACCCACUAGAUUUGGAGCCUCCCACACCAGUGCCACAAGAAUACGAGCCUUCAGUCGAACCGGAGAGAGCUGCUACUCCUGGCUACCCAAUGACGCCUCGAGCCGACGACGAAGCACCUCAGACGCCAGGAGGCAUGCUCAGUUCUCUGGGACCACCUCUUACGCCAGGUGUGCUAGGACCACUCACACCUGGCACUCUACUACAGGGUGGACUUACACCUGGAGGUUUACAACAUGGUUCCAUGACGCCAGUGGGUCUGCAACAUGGUGGUAUGACUCCAGCUGGUUUACAACAUGGGGAACCUCAAGAUCUUGGUUUGGCAGCUAGCGGAAUGACGCCGGCGGGUCUUCAUCACGGCGGCAUGACGCCCGGUCUCGGGUUGGACAGCGGAAUGACGCCUGCGGGACUUGUACAUGGAGGAUUAACACCAGCGGGAUUACACCACGGAGGAAUGACCCCUGGAGGCUUGGACCACGGCGGUAUGACACCAGCAGGUCUGCAGCAUGGAGGCAUGACGCCUGCAGGGCUGGGCCACGGAGGUAUGACGCCGGUGGGCCUGACGCAUGGCGGAAUGACGCCUGCGGGAUUACAACAUGGUGGCAUGACGCCGUCAGGUCUACAACACGGCAUGCUACAACACAGCAUGGAGCAGAUGCCGAUGAUGCCACAGAUGGCAGGGCACACGUCGCCGUUGUCACGUGCCUCGCACCACCACCAAUCGUCGCAGCAGCAUGUGUCCCCCGCCUUACCCUGCGAGCCGCUGUUGCAUGGCUUGUUGGACAACUCUGACUACCAGAGUGGUAUGCAAAUGACGAAUUUAGGAUACGACGAGCAACACGGUGGGCACAGUCCACAGCACGAUUAUGACCUUCCGCUUAGCCAUGAACAGAUGGAAGAAGGUGAACGCGAAGCAGGCGAGACAGACGAGCAGUUUGAAGAGCGAGUGCUGAACAGGCGAGCGGCGCAGCUGUUCGCAGUCAUGAAGCCUAAACUUGCUGAAGGCUUGCAACUCUCCUUCGCCGACCUCGCGCCUAGACACAAUAAUAGAAAACAGGUGGCGCAAAAAUUCUACAGUUUACUUGUACUCAAGAAAUAUCAAGUGCUAAAGCUCCAACAAACAGAAACUUAUGGACCUAUCCUUAUUUCAAAAGGCAAUCAGUUUGAAACUGAGGCCAUCUAAGAUAACAAUUGUAUUUAUACUUUGUUAAAUAAAGCAAAUAUCAAAAGUAAAAUAGUUCAUAGAAGAGUAUAAAGCUUAGGUGUAAAAUUGUGGAACUUUGGGAAAGGGUUGAGCCAAAUAUAUUGUGUAAGUUGUACCUUUUGACUCGAGUUCACGAAAGCGUAUAAUGUAAUGAUUGGACCAAAUAAAUAUUACAAAAAUUAAGAAUAAUUAAUUGAUCUCAUAACAAUCUGAUUGAAGUUUUAAUGUGACAGAGCUAUUGUAAGUAUAUUAUAUUCGUAAACUCGAGUCUUGAGUGAAAGUGCAGUUAGUGUUUGGAAAUCAUGUUUGAACCUAAAUAGCAAAUGCCUUAUUUUGUUUUGCUAUGGGAUAAGUAAAAUUAUUGUAAAGAUGUUUACAAAUCGUUUUUCUAGCUUAUCAGUGGAAUAGUACUAUACUAAUUACCUAGGUUAUUAUGUUACAUAAUAUUUUUGUCCAAAUUGUGUGCUGGAGUUUUCAUAGACAUUUGUAUGAUUUUUA